AUGGGGCGAGUUUCGUGUUGGGUUGUCGGCUGGCCACCAUACUCUGGACAGAUACUCAACACCCAAUUCCCUCCUGGACACAUCAGCGAUGAGCGUCGAUAUUUGGAUAUGAACAAAACUUCCAUCACAAAUAGCAGGCGGGCAUCGUCUCCAAAACCUUCAAAUGACUGGCCUUCAAACGACUCGCAAACUCUACUCACGCCGUACACAUCUGAGGAAGCACAUGUCCAAGACUUCCGUAACGCGAAUGAUCAGUGUUGCCCUGAGGAAACUGUCGAUAAGCGCAUAGAUGAGUCCAAUGAGCACAACGAGAACUUUGGCAUUUCACGCAACCGACGUAAAUAUGGCCAUCUUGAAGUUGAUACUGUGCCCCCGCAACUCGGUACCAGGGAGCAAACCAUCGGUACUGCUGCUGCAUCAGCAAAGUCUGCACCAAUUUCAUGGCACGAGCUACCUCGCAAAGACCAGCUCUUUGUCAUUACGCUGGCGCGACUAUCCGAACCUUUGACCCAAACUUCACUCGGCUCGUACCUUUUCUACCAACUGCAGUCUUUUGACCCCUCGCUUCCCGACUCUACAAUUGCCUAUCAAGCAGGUAUCAUUCAAGCAGCCUUUCCGGCAGCACAGUUCCUAACAGCCAUCCUUUGGGGUCAUGUAGCAGAUCAUGAACAUGGCGGUAGGAAGCGAGUCAUCUAUCUCGGCCUGCUAGGGACCAUGCUUAGUGUCAUUGGAUUUGGCUUUUCGCACAACUUCACUACAGCGGUAGCAUUCAGAUGCAUAGGUGGCGUCCUCAACGGAAACAUAGGUGUCAUGAGAACAAUGAUUAGCGAGAUCAUCAAAGAGAAGAAGUAUCAGAGCCGCGCCUUCUUGAUCUUACCGAUUACUUUCAAUAUCGGUGUCAUCAUUGGCCCCAUUCUUGGUGGUUUACUUGCAAACCCGACUGCAAGCUACCCUUGGCUUUUCGGUCCCGGGUCCUUUCUAGGUGGUCAAGAUGGCGUGCUAUGGAUGCGACGUUGGCCAUACGCUUUGCCAAAUCUCAUGAGCGCAGUAUUUCUCCUCUGGUCUGGGCUUAGUGUCAUACUAUUUCUAGAAGAGACCAGCGAGCUUCGCAAAGACAAAGUCGACUCAGGCCUACGUAUUGGCCGCUGGAUAGCGCAACACACAUUUUGCAGAAUAUUCGCAUCUAACGCUGGCUAUUCUGCAAUUCCAUUCGACGAGGAGACCACUAGUACGAGUUUCGAGCUACAACCAAGCCCAACGACACUUCACCCAUCCGCCGAUGCACAAUUCGAACAUGCUGGGAAGCCUCAACGGCAGAAGCUUCCCUUUAGACGAAUUUGGACCCGCAAUUUGAUUAUAACGCUCUGCGCACAUGGAGUCCUUGCUAUGCAUCUCGGGGGUUUCAAUAGCCUCUGGUUUAUCUACCUAUCGACUCCAAGGUUCAAUCCUUUAGAACCGUCUCCACCUGGCUUCAAGCCGCACGAUUUCAUACAUUUCACUGGUGGUCUGGCACUACCGCCUCCUCACAUUGGAAUUGCUUUGGCUGUUCUAGGAGUCAUUGGAAUCAUCCUCCAGCUGUUUCUCUAUCCUCAACUCUCACAUCGUCUGGGUACAGCCAAGAGUUAUCGCAUCUUCCUCGCCUUGUUCCCCAUCGCAUAUGCAUUAGCACCAUUUCUCAGUUGUGUACCGAGUUGGACAAAACCACCAGAUGGUGUGAGUGGUCCUUGGAUCUGGAUAGCUAUAACUACUGUUCUCUACAUACAGGUCCUGGCUCGUACGUUCGCUCUCCCAUGUACAACCAUCUUGAUCAACAAUACCAGUCCACAUCCUUCGGUGCUCGGAACUGUGCAUGGUAUUGGUCAAUCGGUUUCUAGCUUGACGAGAACCUUUGGGCCCAUCAUGUUCGCGUGGGCUUUUGGCAAAGGCCUUGAUCUCGGCAUUGUUGGACUGGCUUGGUGGUCGAUGUCUGCUGUUGCGGUCAUCGGCUGCGUCGUUGCUCAGGGUGUGAAAGAAGGAGAUGGGCAUGAAUUAUUACUAAAGAACGAACCUAGAGGCCACUCCAUCAAUCGAAUGGCUGACCCGGACCGCGUGCGCCCACGCCCAGUGUUCACACACUGCGGGGAAACGCUCAAGACUUGGCGGCGUGCCAAGAUCGUGCUUUUUUCAAGGUCCGGAGCAAUUUUCAUGUCUGGGACCCAGGACAAUAUUCAGUAUCUUCAGGCUCGGUCUUUCGGAGCCCACGAGCAGAUGUGCCGUCCCAUGUACCGUGUGGAGGGAUGUCUGAUUCUUUUUUCAGAUCGAAUUCAGAUUCACUCCUACAUCUUCGAUUCUCCAAGCCAUUCACAGUUUUCCGAUAUGCGCCACGCAUUUGCGUUGAUUAGGGCCGGCGUGCUUUUCUCGCAAGUUUGCUCUGCCAAAUGGCUUCUUCCUCAGGCCCGCAAUUUCAUCUACAUUGUUCCAGACGGCUUCGGGGUAGCAUCUCAGUCAUUAGCACGGGAUUAUGCAUCGCUGCUGCGAAAUGGAGAAGACCCCAUGGCACCAGUAUCCAUACAAUUGCCAGCUGAUCGCCUUGUUAUAGGAAGUGUCAGGACCAUGUCAAGCGACAACUUGAUCACUGACUCUGCAGCAAGUGCGACCGCAUUUGCUUGUGGCGAAAAGACUUACAACGACGCUGUUGGCGUCGACGAUGAUGGUCAGCCGUUGGGAACCAUCUUAGAGGCAGCGAAAGGCGAAGGCUUCAAGACGGGCUUGGUUGUAACUUCUGUGAUCAAUCAUGCAACUCCAGCAUGCUAUUCAGCACACGUAGCUGAUCGAGACUCUUAUGAAAAAAUUGCCGAACAGCAGAUUGGAUACUCACAUCCCCUUGGUCCACAAGUCGAUAUUCUCAUGGGAGGUGGCCGCUGCUACUUUAAGCCACAGUCUGAUCCUACAUCUUGUCGGGAAGAUGAUAUUGAUCUCUUUGGCUACGCAGAAAGUAUGGGUUAUCACGUCAUGCAAGACCGCGCGUCAUUUGAUCAAUUUGCAAAGAUAAACAUGACUGUAAAUGCAACUAAUUUGCCAUACAUUGGGCUGUUUGCUGACGAUGGAUUGAUGUACCAUAUCGAUCAAAUGCAACAACCCAGCCUUGAACCGUCACUUCUCGAGAUGGUGCAAGUGGCUCUCAGCUCCCUUGAUCGUGCGACGAAAGCCACACCUCAGGGUUACUUCAUCAUGAUCGAGGCCAGCCGUAUUGAUCACGCAGGCCAUGCUAGCGAUACUGUUGCCCAUCUUCAUGAUGUCUUGAUGUACAACGAAGUCCUAGACUAUGUGCGUGAAUGGAUUGAUGCUCAUCCGGAUACUAUGAUGCUUUCCGCCGCUGAUCACGAAUGCGGCGGCCUGACACUCAAUGGAUUCAACCCGCUACCACUCCGCAAGGCGAACAUGUCGGCCGAGUAUGCCGAGUCCCUCUGGGAAACCUACAAUGGCACAGACCGCCGUGGAUACCUCUCCACCACGAUCCUCCCUGGAUACGGCUUGGCGGAUCUUUCCGAAUCGGACAUGACGUCCAUAUUGGAAAGCGAAGACAUCGCUUCAGAAUUGACCGAGCGCAUGAGCGAAAAGGCAGGAGUCAACUGGUCUACAGGCGGUCAUACCGCGAGUGAUGUCACGUUGUACGGAUACGCGAGUGCGGACAUGGGAUGGAGGUUGAGAUCCGAUAUGGCUGGCAAUUGGGAUAACACAGAGCUUCCAAGAUACCUCGAAGGAGUCCUGGGUGUCAGUAUGGCCACUGUGACGGAAAAGCUCAGAGCAGCAAAUGGGACGUGGGUUGGCAAGCGAGAUCUGAGCUCAAUGAAAAAGAGGCAUAUACAUGGCCAUUGA
Messenger RNA from Plenodomus lingam JN3, 3858 nucleotides. RefSeq lists its product as uncharacterized. Gene Ontology annotation, biological process: dephosphorylation. The record is from RefSeq and is a predicted model, not a curated record. Lineage: Eukaryota; Fungi; Ascomycota; Dothideomycetes; Pleosporales; Leptosphaeriaceae. Gene Ontology annotation, molecular function: alkaline phosphatase activity. Gene Ontology annotation, cellular component: fungal-type vacuole membrane.